Nelumbo nucifera (sacred lotus) is the source of this 3054-nucleotide messenger RNA. RefSeq names its product RING/U-box superfamily protein (gene ATL43). Lineage: Eukaryota; Viridiplantae; Streptophyta; Magnoliopsida; Proteales; Nelumbonaceae. The record is from RefSeq and is a predicted model, not a curated record.
UUGACCAAAGAUUAGGUUUAAGAUAUCAAUUGCCAAGAUAGUUCUUAGACCAAAAUGGUCCGACCAUCCGGAUCAACGACAGUUCGAAAACCAUGAUUCAAAUAUCACAUUAAAAUAUAAAAUAGUUAGCCAACCCUAAUCCAAAAACUAGAGAACUAUGGGCUUAAAAGUUAUUCAGUGAUAUUCAGUCCUUCACGGUUAAAAGUUAAAAAACUGCCAUGUGAAUGGGCCCGUGCAAAAUUCAGUAACCCUUUGGCUGAUUCUCUGGCUCCGGCUUUUCGCAAGGGCGGCGGCUGGACCAACUUUAUUCCGGUUCAGCUCAACUACAGUGUACUCAAUUAUAUCCUAAUAAAGUUCACCGUUAUUUUGUUUUAUAUGCUUUCUCAGGUGUUCCGGCGGUGACGGUGGCGGAGCAAGAUUGGGGGGUCGGGGUCCCGGACACAGAAACUUCCUUUAAAGCUGACUGUGAUGACGAGAUGCAAUCGAACCAAUUAUUUUUCUCUUUUUUCUCUCUUAUUUAUUCGGUUUAUUAUCUCCACCGAUUAACCCUUCUGCCUUUCACUUCUUUUCAAUAAUAAUAAAUCAGUUAGAUGCCUUUGUCUUCUCUUCUUUGUAUUUUUCCUGAAAACCCAACUCAUAGAAUCCCUCACUCUAUUCCUUCUGAACUUCUUCUUCUUGUUCAGAGCCUCCAGUUUACAGGACCAGAGAUGGGUGUCUUCGGGUGUUCGAGGUUUUUCAACUUCAGUGUAUCUCUGUUUUUCUUCUUUUCUUUAUGUCUGAGCACGUCAAUGGCGGAUGAUGGAAGAAACACCUCUGCCCCAAGCAGCAUGGAAGGAGAUAUCUCUACAACGAAUCUUCAACCUCCACCUCCCUCUGCUUCUGUUGCGAAAUCGAAUAUCACUCCUUUCAGGCCGAGUAUUGCCGUAAUCGUCGGCGUCCUGACGACCAUGUUCUCUAUCACAUUUCUGCUUCUUCUGUAUGCAAAACACUGUAAACGGAGCAGCGGCUUUGGUGGGUACGCAGGGAAUCAAAGUUCUGGGUUCCCCGGUUCGUAUGCAGCGAGGAGGAACUCUGGGAUCGACCGCUCUGUGAUCGAGUCGUUACCCAUUUUCAGAUUUGGGUCUCUCAGGGGACACAAGGAGGGGCUCGAGUGCGCCGUUUGUUUAACCAGGUUCGAAACCACAGAGGUGUUGAGGCUGCUUCCCAAAUGCAAGCACGCGUUCCAUGUCGAAUGCGUUGAUACCUGGCUCGACGCUCAUUCCACUUGCCCUCUCUGCCGCUACCGAGUCGAUCCAGAAGAUGUUCUCCUGGUCGAUGAAACCAAACUCGUCGAACAAAACGAACAAGAAGUAGUGAAAGAGGCGAAAUCGGCAGAAGAGAAGGACAGCCCUCACAGUGUUGCAAUCGUAGUAGAGGAGCUCCAGAAGGGAAGAGAAUCCGGGCCUGGGUCCGGUUCAGAAACUCGAGGUCGCAACUCGGCUGCUGAAACCCCAGCCCCGGCCCCGGCCCCGGCCCCAGUCCCAGCUUGGUAUCGAAGAAUAUCAGGUCGGCACUCAUCGGCCGGCGAGAGAACGAGUCGGUUCAUGCAAAUCGUCGUGCACCGGCCCAGCGAUUCGGAGGCGCACGACUCAAGAAGAUCUCUCGAUAGCGUGAGCCUGAGGAAGAAGAAAGAGUCCGUGUCCUCCGUGUCCGUCGGAUGCUUCGACCGUGGCCGGAAAGAUCGCCUUCUGUUGCCGGAAUCCACACCCGACCGCAAUCGGGAGAGCCUCGAACGUCGAUUGGAGCAUCGGAUCAUCAUCUCCGCUGGCAAUCCAACUGGGCCCCAGUUCGAACAACGGUGGAGCGAUCUGCAGCCGUCGGAUCUACUAUUCCUGCGGUCGGAGAUGAUAAUCACCGAGAGCGGCCGAUACUCGGCGUCGUCGGGCUCUCGACCGUCGAUCUCAUCCCCGAAGCAUCAACGUCAUAAUUAUAACCGACAGCAGAGAAGGGAGACGGACAUUGAUGGGAAUGGCAGAAGCGUAAUAAAUUCGAGAAGCGUGUCGGAAAUCACGGGCUUAAGCAGGUUCUCGAACAGAACGAGCAGCGAACACAAUCAGAGUCAUCAUCAGGGCCAAGAGCGAAAGGCCAGCGUUGUAAACAGAUGGUUAGCAUGGGCAUCUCAGCUGAGACGUACGUAAUAGGCGUACAGUAGACCAAAAGAUUUUGCCCCUGAAAAUCACUAUUUUUACAACAGAACCAAAUCCUUUAGUACUACUGUACUACGGAAAUCCACCGGAUUAAGAAGCUUCUUCCUCUCGUUCUCCUUCCUUCCUCUUGUUCUACUGAGUCGGGGGGGCGGGGGGAGGGUACGAGUCACGAGUCAGGCGUGAAGGGGGGAUGGGUGGGGUGUCUCGAGAGGCGUAAAUGCUGGUGGACGCUUUUGCGGGGAACUGCCAACUGUAAAAGAUUGUGAAAGGAAAAUGUGGGGGAAAGUGAAAGGAUAGAGGUGAGGAGUUUGGGAGUUGGAAUUUGGAAAGGUGGAAGGAUUUUGUCUAGAUUAGUGUUUUGGACGUUUGUGGUGGCAGCAAAACAGAGGGAGUCGUGAUUGUUUCUGGGUCAUGUUAUUUGUUACGUAUGUGACAAACCAAAAACCAAAAGACCUACAAGGAAAAGGAGAGCUCGUUUUAUGAAGUAAAAUUGCUUUGGAUUUGUAGGGUUUUUUUUUUAUUUUUUUGGUACGAAUCACGAAAAGUGAGAUACCUGGGUGUGGAUGAGUGAUUGGGUUUGUGUGGGUUUUGCAAUGGGGCUUCUAGCAAGGCUUCCAUCCAGCCCAUGGGUCAGAAGAUUGGCCCUAGGCCCGCCCAUUUUGUCCAUUUCGGGUCUUUUUUUGCCUUUUAUAUAUCUUUAUUUAUGCUUGAGUUACACAAUUUAAGCUUAAAGUAUUUAACAUCUAAGGCUCAUUUUGCUCUAGUAGGAAUUGCAAAUUCUGGUUCAGUUUUGCUUCAGAUUUGCACUGGUGGAAAAAGAUUGCACUGCAUUUGAAUAAAAUGAUAGAACUUAACCUAUGUUAUUAAA